GGCUGUGUGUGAGACCAACACAUCGACCUCAAUGAUGUGGUGGAAUAAGAGGUCACUAGCAGUCACCAAGGCACUCCAACCAUUGGCCGAUUGCUUCCACGAAAAAGAAAAUAUCACCUACCAAUGAAGGUGAUGUAGCGAAAGGCAGCACCAACUUGAUGAUCGAGAUGUACGUCACGUUUCUGGCGUGACGCGCAUAGUACUUAAACAAAGGAUCCCCGAGUUUGAACGGCAUCAUACUUCUCAGCCGAGUAGAGGCUGGCCCAUACUCGAGGUCUUUACCAUGCCUGAGGCUCCUAACAACCGUUCUGCCUCGUGGGCGACUCGAGGCGCACCAUUCUCUCCUCCGACACCUCCCGUUGUCAGAGCCCCGCCAUUGACCGACUACGAUGACCUCGAUGCAGGCCACCACGGUCACACUCCUACAUAUUCGACGACUUCUACAGUCUUCGAUAAUUCACCGGCUCGGAACAGCCAUGGGGAUGUCCAGGUUCACACCGCACCUAUGUCCUGGCCUAGCGAUGGACCAGCAAUGUACUUAGCGCCACCGAUGCCAGCGACAACUCCGGGUACCCUACAGACCACCGCGGAUGACCACGGCAUUACCAAUAUUCAACACUUUCCUGCCCACUUUAUACCGUCAUCAUAUAUUGGAUCUUUUGAGAACAUGCCUGAUGCGAUCGCGGGGAUGGGGUCACUAAACUCGGACUCUGGCUCGGGCUCAAUCGCAUGGAUGCAGGACGGGAUUGCCGAACCGAGACUGUUUGGUCUACAAUGUGGGUGGACGGGUUGCACAACUACCCAGCCUUUCAGACGGCCAGCAGAUCUGGCCAGGCAUGUGCAAACCAAACAUAUAAACCCGCUAUCCUACCAGUGCCCAGAGUGUGGGCAUCGCUCCAACCGCAGGGACAAUUUGUCCGAUCAUCGACUGAGAGCUCAUUACCGUCCGCAGAAUUUGACAAGGAGGCAUUCCUAAAGGCUGUAUUAUUUAUGCUGUCAGUGGCUGGCUUUCCAUGACAAUUGGGGUUAGGGGGUGUUUGUGCAUAUCCCCCUUAAUAUCUUCUAUUUGAUUUUUCCCUUACAUUUUCUGGUGUUUUCCUCGCUUUCUUUGCGCGAACCCCUAGCGUUGUGAAGCACACGCGGCGUUGUUCAUUGCAUGACAGGGUGUAUUGCAACUCUUCCAAUUUGCCGGCUUCCAACGCACAUGUUUCGUUCCUACUUGCAUUUAUUUCUUUAUUUAUCCUUUCGGGUGUUUCACUGAGCGCCUUUUGUGCACAUAACAGCCUAAUAUGUUAUGCGGGAUUGUAUUGCAUGUCUGUCGGUGCUGUUAUCGGACCUUCUUCCACUCUGGUGAUUUCGAUGCAUAUCUCUCAUUAUCGGCGGAAGUUGUUUCAGUGGCUUAAUUUCACUCGUUCUGAAGGCGGCGCCAGUAAUCUGGAUGAUCUCGCAAUAUCGUCAACGAAAUUCAUUGUGUUUGCAACUGUAACUGAAACUCACUUUAGGAGAGAGGAGAG
Messenger RNA from Aspergillus welwitschiae, 1514 nucleotides. RefSeq lists its product as uncharacterized. The transcript has 2 exons. NCBI's taxonomy places the organism in Eukaryota, Fungi, Ascomycota, Eurotiomycetes, Eurotiales, Aspergillaceae. The record is from RefSeq and is a predicted model, not a curated record. The coding region runs from base 284 to 976 and encodes 230 amino acids.